GCUGCGGAUUGUAUUCGCAGCAUCUAGGAACUCCGGGCUACAUGUCCUGCAAGUCCUCAUUCAGACUGAGUGGGGCAUGCCUGGUUGGCAGUUGACUACGCUGCAGGCCGGCAUCGGUGGACCAUGGAGGUUGCCGGACCUGGGCGCGGGACAGUUCUCCAUCGGCCGGAAGGCCUGCUGCCAGCUGGUCCUGCCCGAGUCCUAUGCCUACGUCAGCGGGGAGCACUGCCGCCUGAAGAGGGUUGACACGGGGGAAGGCCCUCUGUUGCUGGAAGACCUCAGCGGCAACGGGACUUUCGUCAACGCCUCGAGGGUUGGGCGUGGGAAGACCCAAGUGGUGAAUGCCGGAGACGAGAUUUCCCUGGCGAAGCCGACCCGGAAGGGCGGCGCCAUCAAGUUCUGCAUCGAGGCCUGUGAGACUUCCAGUGCACCUGACGCCACCGUGCCGGGAGCUCCCGCGGCCGCCUGGGUGCCGACCCCGCCGGAGAGGUUGCCGGAGCGGCCGAGAGUGGAGGCUCCGACGGAUGCUGCGGUGGCGCUGGCCGCAGCCAUGGCAAGGGAUGCCCAACAGCGCCAGGCGGCGUGCGCGGCGCUGGAGGGCCGGGUGGCCGCGGAGCGCGCGAACUGCGCGCGGCUGGAGGAGGAGCUGCGGGAGGCGCAGCAGAAGCUCCAGGCCUCGCGCGGCGCCGGCUCGGCGCGAGACGCGCGCAACUGCGAGGAGCGCGAGAGCUGCCCGGAGGCGGAAGCGACGGACCGCCGCGAGAGUAUGCGGCUGCGUGCGGAGCUUGAGGAGGAGCAGCGCUGCGCCCAGCGCGCGGAGGAGGAGAACUCGCGGCUCCGCAGCGAGGUCCAGGAGGCCUCCAGCCGCACGCUGGCGCUGGAGGCGGAGGUGAAGCGCGAGUCGGACUUCAACGCCUCCUUGGAGGAGCAAGCCGCGGCGGCAUGUGCCGAGUGGAGCCGGUCGCGGGAAGCUGUGACCGUGGCCAGGAGGAGGCUGGAGGAGCGGGGCGCCGCCUUGACGACGCUGCGCACGGCCAUGCGGCAGUACCACCAGAAGGUCAGCGAUCGCCUGGGUGCCUUGGAGCGGUGCUUGCACCAGGUGUCGGAAUCUCCAAGCCAGACCUUGGAGCCCAGACGCGAUGGCGUCAGCACGAGUGCUGAUGCGGGGGCGCGGCAUGUUGGGAGCGAGGAGACACCCACGCAGGAUGCAGAUGCUGCGGCUGGGGGAGCCGUGGCAAGUGAGGUAGGCAGCCAGAGCCAAGGGUUCAGCCAGGGCGGCCAAGGCGGAGCUGCGGCAAAGCGCCCGCGGAGGUGAAUUUUUGCUUCGGGGAUGCAAAGGGGACGCAAGGUCCUCGCGUAGGACGAGUCGGGACUUGGCGAUGUCGGAGAGACUUUUUGCAGUUGGAAUGAGU
Molecule: messenger RNA, 1412 nt
Organism: Effrenium voratum
Lineage: Eukaryota; Dinophyceae; Suessiales; Symbiodiniaceae
Source: the annotation of a GenBank genome assembly